AUGAAAACGCAUAAUGGCGAUAAAGCAAAUAACUGUGGUGUAUGUGGUAAAGGGUUUAGUCAGCUGGGUACUUUAAAGAUUCACAUGAGAAUACAUACAGGUGACAAACCAUAUAAAUGUGAUGUAUGUGGUAAAAGAUUUAGUUACCUUGGACAUUUACAAAGACACACAAAAACACAUAAUGGCGAUAAACCUCAUGAAUGUGAUGUAUGUGGUAAAGGCUUUAGUCAGUCGGGUAGUUUAAAGAUUCACAUGAGAAUACACACAGGUGAUAAACCUCAUCAUUGUGAUGUGUGUGGUAAAAGCUUUAGUCAGUUUGAUAAUUUACAGUUUCAUAUGAGAAUACACUCGGGUGAUAAACCUCAUGACUGUGAUGUAUGUGGGUUUAGUCAGCUUGGAAAUUUACAGAGACACAUGAGAACACAUACAGGCGAUAUACCUCAUAACUGUGAUUUAUGUGGUAAAGGAUUUAGUAAUCUUAGUAAUUUACAGAGUCACAUGAGAACACAUUCAGGUGAUAAACCUCAUGACUGUGAUUUAUGUGGGAAAGGGUUUAGUCGUUUUAGUAGUUUACAUAGACACAUGAGAACACAUACAGGUGAUAAACCUCAUGACUGUGGUGUAUGUGGUAAAGGGUUUAGUCAUCUUAGUAAUUUACAGAGACACAUGAGAAUACAUACAGGUGAUAAACCUUAUGGCUGUGAUGUAUGUGUUAAAGGGUUUAGUCAGCUUGGAAAUUUACAGAGACACAUGAGAACACAUACAGGCGAUAUACCUCAUAACUGUGAUUUAUGUGGUAAAAGGUUUAGUCGUCUUGGUAGUUUACAGAGACACAUGAGAACACAUACAGGUGAUAAACCUCAUGACUGUGGUGUAUGUGGUAAAAAGUUUAGUCAUCUUCAUUAUUUACAGACAAAUGACAGAUACAUACACAUGAGAACACACACAGGUGAUAAACCUCAUGAAUGUGGUGUAUGUGGUAAAGGCUUUAGUCAGUCGGGUGGUUUAAAGAUUCACAUGAGAAUACAUACAGGGGAUAAACCUCAUGAUUGUGAUGUGUUUGGUAAAAGCUUUAGUCAGUUUGAUAAUUAA
Molecule: messenger RNA, 1092 nt
Organism: Mytilus californianus (California mussel)
Lineage: Eukaryota; Metazoa; Mollusca; Bivalvia; Mytilida; Mytilidae
Product: zinc finger protein 239-like
Exons: 3
Coding region: 1-1092 (363 amino acids)
Source: RefSeq, a predicted model, not a curated record